AAAAAGUUAAGAAAUGGAUUCAGAGAAUUCACGAAAACAGUAUGAAGACUUACUGCUUGAAGCUAUGGAGAAGAUCAUCAGGCUGGCUCCUAGAAAAUCAGACCAACUUAAGACAGAAGCUAGUAAAGCAGCAGAAAUUGUUCAAAAUGAAGGUCCAGACGAAAGAGAUGCCAACAAGUAUUUCUUUAUACUCAAGAUGGCGCUUGACAUUGGAAGCAAUAAACUUCGUAUCCAAAUUCUCAGCUGCAUCCAGAAACUCAUCUCUCACGGAUUUUUGGAUGGAGACUGUGACGACAAUUGCAUCUACGCUGACGGCGGUAGAGCUAACCAUGGCAACAGUAAAUACGCCAGAAAGCUCAUCGAUGCAAUCGUCGAAAGUAUUUGAAACUGAGUCGAAGAUGGGGAUUCUGACGUCCAUCUGCAGGUUAUCAAAUGAAUAGUGACUCUGAUCUCAACAGUAUCCUGCAAAAUCCACGAAUCUUCCCUUCUGGAUGGGUUCAGGGCAUGUUAUAAGAUUCACCUGUCAACGACGAAUUCGACCAACUCUAAUGUGUCCAAAGUCUCUUUACAUCAGAUGAUGACCAUUGUGUUCAAGAAGAUGGAAGCCUAUGCAGGCAACUUCGGAGUCGACAUCCAAACUAUCCAGAAGAGUCUGGAUGCGAAGUUCAACAGCCGCAAGAAGCCAAUUCCGAGGCUCCAGAAAGACUUCGGUGUCACUGAGUUUGCAGCCUCAUCGUUCUUUAAUGAAGAAGAAGAUUACCUCGAAGUGUCAAGAGACGAAACUGACAAAGUUGGAACUCAGAUCAAUUUUAGUUCUCAAGACCAGUAUCUCUACAUGCUUUGCCAGAAUAUGGUUGACAAUGUGUGCAUCUACCACUCGAGGAGAGAUGCUCUUCAAGCCAAGAUCAGCCACUUGAAGAGUCUGGAGUCAAAGGAAGACGACACAGACAAAGUCCAGGAAGAACUCAAAGCACACAUUGUCGAGCUUGAACAUCUGAAUAUCAGGGUUGUACCAAGACACCAGAGAAAGACAAGAACCAAGCCAGCCGUCAGAGUCGACUUUGACUGAGACAACGAGAAAGGGAUCCCAUGAGGAAAAUUUGGAUGGUGAGUUGUGUGUCGGAAAGAAGCUAAUCUCUAUUGUAAAGACACAUUCUAUUCUAUAUGUUCACUUGAUUGCAAACAAAGACUCUUGAAUCUUCUUGAUGGUGUUGACUCAGAAAGGAAUAGCUCGCUCCCUCAACUCUACAACAAUGAAGAAAUGAAGAGACAUUUUACUGACGCCAUACUACUGUUUAAGAGCAUCUGUAAACUGUUCAUGAAAGCAGAAACUACAAAUAUGAAUACUUACACUUUGAAAUCACAGAUCAUGGGACUUGAGUUAAUACUCAAUGUUGUAGAAAAGCCAGGAGCAACCUUCCUGACCAGACCUGAGUUCAUUAAUAUCAUCAAAACUUCUCUGUGUAAUGGGCUUCUUCGCCACUGUGUCUCCAAUGAGAAAACUGUGUUUGCUCUGUCGAUCUCAAUCUUCUACGCUCUGUUCGUCCACUUCAGAGAACACUUGAAAUUUGAGAUCCUGGUAUUGAUCGAAGAAAUCUUUCUGAAAGUUCUAAACUCAGGCAACUCGAACUACCACCACAAGUACCUGAUCCUCAGAGUCUUCGACAAGAUUGCCAAGAACACGAAGCACUUGAUCGAAAUAUUUGUGAACUAUGACUGCGAUGUUGAGUCGAAAGAUAUUCUUGAGAAGAUGAUUGACACUCUCAGCAAGAUCGCCCAGGGAAAGUUCAGCAAGACCGAACAUUCCAACAUGCUCACUGAGAAGGAAGAGCAUUCUCUCAAACUGUACGCAUUGAAGAUCUUAGCCUCGAUUGUGACCAGACUCAACCAGUUCUUAUCCGAAGAACACAAGGAAGCCAGAGAGGAAGACAACAAGCAGCAGAGUUCAGGAGCAUUCAAGAAUGAGUUUGAAGAUGACGAAGAAGAAAGUCCUCAUUUCAUGCACCACUCAGUGACAGAGACAUCAAUCUCGAUGAGUAACGACCCUAGGAAAGAUAACUAUGAGCGGAAUAGAGCUCUGAAGAGUAAUAUUAACAAAGCAGCCACCAAGUUUAAUCUCAAGCCUAAGAAAGGUAUUGAAUAUCUCCUGGACUUUAAUAAUGCUAAAGACAUCGCUUACGAGGAAAAGCUUGAACUAAUUUUGAACUUUAUAAAAACCACUCCAACUCUGAAUUUGACUGCUAUCGGAGACUACCUAGGAGAAGACAUCCAGAUGAAUAAGGAUGUGCUCUAUAAACUAGUAGACUCAAAUGAUUUCGUUGGAAAGGAUAUAGUCACUGGACUCAGAAUUCUUCUCUCUUUCUUUAGGUUACCUGGAGAGGGACAAAAAGUUGAUAGAAUAAUGGAGAAAUUUGGAGAAAAAUAUGUGCAAGAUAAUCCUGGAACUGUUGGUGACUCAGAGUGUAUUUACUUGCUAUCAUAUUCUAUCAUGAUGCUUCAGACAGGACUGCAUAAUCCAUCUGCAAAACAGCUUGGAAUGGGUAUGGAUGAUUUUAAGAAGCAAGCAAGACUAAUCAAACCUGAUUUCACAGAUGAAUUCCUUGAACAAAUCUUUUAUACUAUCGAAAAAGAACCUAUCUCUUUGAAAGAGGAUGAUGAAGCUAGAUUAAAACAAGAAAGUUCUAGUGCUAACUCUUAUAAAAGAAAACAGGAGAUAUUUAUAAAAGAAGGACAAGGUCUGGCCAAAAGAGGAUAUGAAUUAAUGAAGGACAAAAAGAAAACUACUCAGUUCAUCCUUGUCAAUAACAGUGAUGCUAUUGGACCUCUAUUUGAGUCUUGUUGGAGUGCAAUGUUUGCUGUAUUUUCAAUGCUUCUGGAACUCCACGAUGACCCAAACAUCCUGGCUCUUUGCAUUGAUGGAUUCUUGCACUCUAUCAAGAUUUGAGGGUAUUAUAAUAUGAGCACUGAGAGGAAUGCUUUCGUGUCUUCCCUUGUAAACUUUACAGGAAUUUACAAAGUAACCGAUAAUGAUGGUUUGCUAAAGAGAGAACUUACUGAGAAAAAUGUAAAGUGUACUCAAGCUAUUAUUCAUUUGGCAAUGCACGAAGGCAACUACCUUGCUGAUUCCUGGGAAAAUAUUUUGAAAGUUGUCAGCAUGAUCAAUUAUUAUCACAAUGUGGGAUCUGGAGCUAGAGGAUAUCAAGACCUUUUCACUGAAAUGGAGCCGAGGAGUAGCGAUCCUGAAGCUGAGGCUAUUAAAGCACAGAAUGCUGCUCAUAUCCUUACAGCUAUUGAUGAGGGAGAUAUUGAUAUGAUCUUCUCCAAUUCAAAAGCAUUAAACCAACUUGCAAUCGUUGAUCUGAUCAAAUCAAUGUGCAAUGUAUCAAGAGAAGAACUUAAAAAGGCAGAAGGCCCAAGAAUCUUCCUUCUUCAAAAAUUGGUAGAAGUCUGUGAUAUGAACAUGAACAGAGCCAGAAUUGAGUUCUCUAACAUGUGGAAUGUUAUGAAAGAUCAUAUUUCUACAGUGGGAUCUCAUGAUAACGAACAAGUUGCUGUAUAUGCUAUUGAUUCUUUAAGACAGUUAGCCAAAAAGUUCCUCGAAAAAGAGGAAUUAAACAAUUACCACUUCCAGAAACACUUCCUGGAGCCAUUCAAUAUCAUUGUGCUAAACAACAUGCCAAUGAGGAUGGGUAUAAUCCACUUCAUCAUGAGCUGUAUGUGUUCAUUUGCAAAGCAAAUGACCAAAAAUCUUAAGUCAGGUUGGGAAAUUAUCAUCGAAAUCUUCAAAUUCGGAGGAGAAAAUGAUAAUGACGAACUCUCCAAAGAAGCUAUUGAAACGCUCAACAUAAUCCUUGAGAAGGAAAACUUCCAAUAUGUUGAGGAAUACUUUGAAAAGAUUAUCAAUUGUUUAGUUAAAUUCAUGAAUAAUACCUUCGAAGAUCAUGCCAUGCUAGCACUUGACCUCAUUGAAAGAGUUGCAACCUAUCUCGGAAGUAGCAAUGAGUUUGUAGAGAGAAUUAUCGAGAAAUCUAGAGAGAUGUUUAAUACAAGACAGGAAAAACUUGAGUAUAAAAAGAGACUUUGGAAGUGUGUCCUUUACGAACUCUCAAAGAAGAGCUUUGAACCAAAGACUAAUGUCACUCAGAGAGCAACCCAGCUUAUGUUUAGUCUCUUGACUAAAUAUAACGAAGGAAUUUCUCCAGCUCUUUGGGAUUUGAUGAUGAGAGAUUUACUUAAGGCUAUAUUCGAUGAUGUACAUAUCAAGCUGGAAACCAAGUCUACUGAUCAAGAAAUGCAUAAUACCUAUCUAGCAAAUACAGAUACAAUGGUCUCCAAUCUUAUUGGAUUGUUUAAUACUAUGGAGAAUGAGAAAUUUUCGGCAUCUGUGAAAAUUCUAUUUGAUACAAUUAGGAACUUUUCGUCAAAUUAUCCUAACUCACCAAUAUCCAAUGUGAUGCUUGAAGGAAUGAAAGAGCUAAGCAAGCACUGAAAAGAUAGGUUUGACAAGGACCUCUGCAAAGCAUAUAUUGACGUAGUCUGUAACCUCUUCGACAACAAGGAAGACAAGAAUCUCCUUGAACCUCAUGCAGAGAUUGAAAAAGAAGAAAGCAAAUAUGGAACUAGUAAGAGACUCACUAUUAUUUACCAGACCCAAGCUUCUCGGUUGCUGAAAUUAAUUGAGAAUGGGCAGCAAAUAACUGAGUUCUUUAAAAUUCUUGACUCUGAUGAUUGUCAAAGAAUACUGAAGAACAUUGAGUACGCCUAUGACGUAUCUCAUGAUUUCAACAUGAACAUUCAGAGGAGGUAUAACUUGUACACAAAGAUUGACUUGAAGACAAUGCAUGAGAAAAUUCCUAUCCUGCUCAAGCACCAUAUUAAAUGACUUGAGAUUUACUUUGAGCUCUUAAAUGGUUUGUACAAUAACCCGAAAGAAGGAAUAAAUAAAGAAGAAAUCACGUUUAAGAUAAUUGAGUUCUCGACUAAGGUCCUGAAGGAAUUCGCCUCGAAUUACGACAAGAUGCUUCAUAUGGGAAUGGAGCUUACAUCUGGCCAGAAUACUCAAAAGUAUGGCAGCAUUGACUUUGAAGAAGCCAUUGAAGAGAUGAAGAGAAUUCUAGUGUCAAUUUCAGAUAGAGUUUCUAAUUCUGUCCUAAAAACUCUACGCAACCUACACAAAUCAGAUCUGAAGCCCCAUGUAAAGACUCUGACUCCUCUGUUAAUAGAUUGUACAGUGUGUGACCAGCUGCAGUUCAAUCUCCGCUUGAAAGAGAUCUUGAAGAAGAUGUUUAAACUUUUGGUCGAUGAAUAAUAUAAUCUCAAUAUGAAAA
Molecule: messenger RNA, 5327 nt
Organism: Moneuplotes crassus
Lineage: Eukaryota; Ciliophora; Spirotrichea; Euplotida; Euplotidae
Source: the annotation of a GenBank genome assembly